AUGUCUUGUGGUAUCAUCCUUAGCCUAUUCCUGCCAAUGAACCAGAUGCUAGGUGGAAGUGGUUUGAGGGCUUUAGACGGUACUUUCAUACCUGUCCUUCCUCCAACCGAACACAAGGCACGCUAUAGGUCAAAGAAGGGUGACUACGCGACAAAUGUGUUAGGCGCUUGUAGUCGAAACCUACAAUUUGUAUAUGCGUUGUCUGGUUUGGAAGGCUCUGCCACAGACUCAAGAGUGCUCGAGAAUGCCUUGAUAAGGCCUCACGGGUUGAAAAUUCCACACGGUCAUUACUACCUUGCUGAUGCCGGAUACACUAAUGGGCCAGGAAUAUUAGCACCUUACAGGGGUCAACGAUACCACAUUAAUAUUUGGAGGCAAGGACACAUGCCCCAGAGCCGGGAGGAGUACUUCAACAUGAAGCACUCCAAAGCACGAAAUGUUGCGGAGAGAUGCUUUGAGGUGCUGAAGAUGAGAUGGGGAAUUUUGAGAUCUUAUUCUUUCUACCCCAUUAGGACUCAAUGUAAAUCGUCACAGCCUGUAUCCUCCUCCACAAUCUCAUUAAGCGUACAAUGGAGGUGGAUCCCGUUGAGGCUUAGUACACAGCAUGGGAGCAGGCGAACUUACAUAAUGUACCACUUGAUGACUACAUUAGAACUUUCGAAAGUACAAACCAAUGGACCCAAAUGA
Molecule: messenger RNA, 687 nt
Organism: Rhododendron vialii
Lineage: Eukaryota; Viridiplantae; Streptophyta; Magnoliopsida; Ericales; Ericaceae
Exons: 3
Coding region: 1-687 (228 amino acids)
Source: RefSeq, a predicted model, not a curated record